ACUCAAUACCAGUAAGUUAACUCACUGUACAAGACUCUCCCCUUCACUUCACUCUACUGCAGGGUGAGAGAUGCAACAAUGUCCUUGAGAACAGCAGGAAGUGUGUUGGUGGUCUUUCUCUGGUCUGUAGCAGUGAUUCUGGGUCAGAAUAGCAGGAUUGUGACCUACACCAAGAAUAGUUUCUGUACCUUGAAGGGGUCAACAGUGGAUCUAUCCUGCUCUUACACAUAUCCCAGAGGUCAUACAGUCACAGCAACAACAUGGUAUAAAUGGAAGAGUUUGACCUGGACUCACAUCCAAGAUAAAUAUGAGGAUCGUAUAGAGUACCGUGGGAAUAAGGAGAAUGACUGCACCCUGAGAAUCACAGACCUGAGAGAGGAGGAUUCAGCAUCAUAUUACUUCUCAUUUUCAACAGGCUCAUGGACAUCUGGCUCAGCUGUCACUCUCUCUGUCACAGAUCUAAAGGUGACUGGGGGAACAAGAGGGGAGUAUUGGACGACACUGACCUGUAGCACCACCUGUACUCUGACUGACAACCCCACCUACAUCUGGUACAAGAACGGACACAAAGUAAAGGAGGACACUUCCAGCCUGGACUCAGACUCCUUUAGUGAUGCAGACAGUUACUCCUGUGCUGUAAAAGGCCAUGAGGAUCUCCUCUCUCCUGCAGUGUGUGUUCAGGGUCAGAGCUGCAACAGAGUGACUUACACCAAGAGGACAAUCUGUGUCUUGAAGAGGUCAACAGUGGACAUAUCCUGUACUUAUAUAAGUGGUGAUGAUACAGUCAAAUCAUCACUCUGGUUUAGUCCUAAACAGAGUGACAGCUGGAGGGAUGAGUUGAUCCCUGAGGACCUAACCACAGACCCAGGGUAUGCAGGUCGUGUGGAGUAUGUUGGAGAGAAGGAGAGAGGUCGCUCCACCCUGAGAAUCACAGAUCUGAGAGAGGAGGACUCUGCUCAGUACAAGUUCAUAUUCAACACACAGACAUCAAGAUGGGGACACAGCUUCCCUGGAACAACUCUGACUGUCACAGACCUGCAGGUGAAGGUGACUCCUGCCACAGAGGCAGGGAAGAGGACACUGACCUGUAUCACCACCUGUACUCUGCCUGACAACCCCACCUACAUCUGGUAUAAGAACGGACACAAAGUAAAGGAGGACACUUCCAGCCUGGACUCAGACUCCUUUAGUGAUGCAGACAGUUACUCCUGUGCUGUAAAAGGCCAUGAGGAUCUCCUCUCUCCUGCAGUGUGUCAGAAGUGUUGGAGUGUGACUUACACCCAUCAGAAGAUCUGUGCUUUGAAGGGGACAACAGUGGACAUUUCCUGCUCUUACACAUAUCCCAGUUAUCAUGAGAUCAAACAAGCUUUCUGGUUUACUAAAUGGUCUGGUCUGGAGGCUGAAGAUCUGAGCUCAGUGCCAGGGUAUGAGGGUCAUAUAGAGUACCUUGGGGAUAAGGAGAGUGACUGUACCCUGAGAAUCACAGACCUGAGAUUGAGUGACUCUGCUGGGUUCAGGUUCAGAUUCAUAACAUCUGGAGGAAAGUUUUCUGGCUCACCUGUCUCCCUGACUGUCACAGAUGUUGUGUUGGAGAUGGAUCCUACAUCUGUGUCAGAGGGGGAGAGAGUCACACUGAGAUGUAGAACCAAAUGUACACUGGACCCCAUCACAGCCUACAGUUGGUAUAAGAAUGGACAGUCUCUACCAAACAGCAACACCUCCUCUCCUGUCUAUAUCCUGUUCUCAGUCAGCAGUGAGGAUACAGGCAGAUACUCCUGUUCUGUAGAAGGACAUGAGAAUCUCCCCUCUGAUGAAGAGACUCUCACUGUCACAUAUGGACCAAGGAACACCUCAGUGUCAGUCAGUCCCUCUGGUGAAAUAGUGGAGGGCAGUUCAGUGACUCUGACCUGCAGCAGUGAUGCCAACCCACCUGUGGACAAAUACACCUGGUACAAGAAGAACGUAGCCUCACCAAAGGCAUCAGGACAGAGUUACAACAUCACUAACAUCAUCUCUGAGGACAGAGGAGAAUAUUACUGUGAGGCUGAGAAUAUAAUAGCAUCUAAUAACUCUACAGCUCUGAUGAUCAUUGUAGCAGUGAAACAAACCUCAGUUCUGACUGCAGCUGUAGGAAUCAUAGUGGUUGUUCUGGUUCUCAUCCUCUGUCUCUCUGGACUCAUGUGGUUCAGGAAGAAGGCCUCCAAAUCCACCUCUGACACAAGAGACACAGCAGACGAUGGACAGGGAGACUCUAGUCCAGUGUAUGACAACAUCUCAAACAUGGCCAUGACCUCUACUGCAGCACAGACAGCUGACACAGACAACCAGGAUGAUGUUCACUACGCCAGCGUCCACUUCUCUGGCUCCAAAAACCAGGAAGUGCCUCUGUACUCCACCGUCCAAGUGCCUCAGCCCCAGAAAGAGGAUGAGGAUGUCCAGUACGCUGCUCUGAAUUUCAACCUCCCCUGUGCUGCCACCCGCAGCACAAGCAGCUGAGGAGGACUCCUCUGUUCUCUACAGUACAGUCAACAAACCCUGAACCAAGAAGACCUGAACACAACAAACCCAAAAUCAAGAAGACCUGAACACAUCAAACCCAGAACCAAGAAGACCUGAACACAACAAACCCAGAAAGAAGAAGACCUGAACACAACAAACCCAGAACCAAGAAGACCUGAACAGAACAAGUUUGACAAAAACCUUGUAUAUCUGGACCUGUAUAUCUAAACUAAGUGAUAUAAUGCCUGUGGAGGUGUGGAAUAUUGACCAUUAUAAACUGGGUGGUUUGAGCCCUGAAUGCUGAUUGGCUGACAGGCGUGGUAUACCAGACCGUAUACCCUGGGUAUUAACAUUUGUAUUUACUGGUCUAAGGACAUUGGUAACCAGUUUAAAAUAAGGCACCUCGGGGUUUGAGGUGCAUCCAAGCACUCCGCGUUGCAUUGUGCAUAAGAACAGCCCUUAGUGGUAGUAUAUUGGCCAUAUACCACACCUCCUCAGGCCUUAUUGCUUCAGUUUAUAAUGGCAACAAGGCACUUCAGGGGUUUGUGUUGUAUGACCAACAUACUGUUCCAUGGCUUAUUUUAAACUGGUUCACAACAUAAAUAGAACAGUAAACAAGUAUUUUUACGUCAUACCCGUGGUAUAUUGUCUGAUAUACAGUAUAGACUUCUGAAAUGCUGUUUCAGCCAAUCAGCAUCCAGGGCCAAAACUACCCAGUUUAUAAUAGUAUUUAAUAAUAUAUGCCAUCGAGUAGACACUUUUAUCCAAGUCAUUAGUCAUGUUUGAAAACACUUUUCGUAUGGGAAGUCCCAGCAGGAAUUGAACCCAUGCACCAUGCUCUACCAACUGAGCCACAGGACGACUCUAUUCAAACGUAGAGUAGGAGUUCUGAUCUAGGGUCAGUUAUGACUCUGAAACAAUGAUGAAUGUGGACCUUAAUAAGGGACCUUAACAUUUUUUAUAUAUAUUUUACGUUGAAAAAUGUUGUAUUUCUGACGUAGGCAACCUUGAGUUCCAUUUAUAUCUUACAGUGCAUUCAGAAAGUAUUCAGACCCCUUGACUUUUUCCACAUGUUGUGAUGUUUCUAACUUUUGCUCAAAUUGAUGAAAUAGUUCUCUCCUCAUCAAUCAACACACUAAACUCAUAAUGCUAAAGCAAAAAAAUGUUUUUAGACAAUUUUGCAAAUGUAUAAAUACAAAAAAACUGCAAUAUCACAUUUACAUAAGUUUUCAGACCCUUUAAUCAGUACUUUGUCAAAGCACCUUUGGCAGCGAUUACAGCCUCGAGUCUUCUUGGGUAUGACGCUACAAGCGUGGCACACCUGUAUUUGGGGAAUUUCUCCCAUUCUUAUCGCCAGAUCCUCUCAAGCUUGGUCGUGUUGGAUGGGGAGCGUCGCUGAACAGAUAUUUCCAGGUCUCUCCAGGGAUGUUCGAUCAGGUUCAAGUCCGGGCUCUGGCUGGGCCACUCAAGGACAUUGAGAUUUCUCCCGAAGCAACUCCUGCUUUGUCUUGGCUGUGUGCUUAGGGUCCUUGUCCUAUUGGAAGGUUGAACCUUCACCCCAGUCUGAGGCCCUGAGCCCUCUGGAGCUGGUUUUCGUCAAGGAUCUCUCUGUACUUUUCUCCAUUCAUCUUUCCCUCGAUCCUGACUAGUCUCCCAGUCCCUACCGCUGAAAAAUAUCCCCACAGCAUGAUGCUGCCACCACCAUGCUUUAACGUAGGGAUGGUGCCAGGUUUCCUCCAGGCGCGAUGCUUGGCAUUCAGGUUUCAUCAGACCAGAUAAUCUUGUUUCUCAUGGUCUGAGAGUCUUUAGUUGCCUUUUGGCAACCUCCAAGCAGGUUUUCAUGUGCCAUUGGCUUCUGCUUCUGUCUGGCCACUCUACCAUAAAGGCCUGAUUGGUGGAGUGCUGCAGAUAUGGCUGUCCUUCUUGAAGUCUCUCUCAUCUCCACAGAGGAACUCUGGAGUUCUGUCAGAGUGAACAUUGGGUUCUUGGUCACCUCGCUGACCAAGGCCCUUCUCCCUCGAUUGAUCAGUUUGGCCAGGCGGCCAGCUCUAGGAAGAGUCUUGGUGGUUCCAAACGUCUUCUAUUUAAGAAUGAUGGAGGCCACUGUUUUCUUGGACAUUAAAAAAUACAGAAAUGUUUUGGUACCCUUCCCCAGAUCUGUGCCUCAGCACAAUCCUGUCUCGGAGUUCUAGAGACAAAUCCUUCGACCUCAUUAUUUUUGCUCUGACAUGCACUGCAAACUGUGGGACCUUGUAGACAGGUGUGUGCCUUUCCAAAUCAUAUCCAAUUAAUUUAAUUUACUACAGGUGGACUCCAAUUAAGUUGUAGAAACAUCUCAAGGAUGAUUAAUAGAAACAGGAUGCAGCUGAGUUCAAUUUCGAGUCUCAAAUCAAAAGGUCUGAACACUUAUCUAAAUAAUGUAUUUCUGUUUUUUAGUUUUAAUACAUUUGAAAACCUUUCUAAAAACCUGUUGUUUUUUUGCCAUUAUGGGGAUAGUGUGGUAUAUUUUUAGUUAAUCUAUUUUAGAAUAAGGCUGUAACAUAUCAACAUUUGAAAAAAGUCAAGGGGUCUGAAUACUUUCCCAAUGCAUUGUAUAUAAUUCUAUCUUAUUUAUGUUAUGUUUCUGAAACAAUCAUCAAACUUGUGAGACUUUUGCCUCAACGUCCAGGAAAGAGUUCUGCUUGAUGCAAUGUUUCUUAUUGCUUUUAUCAAAUUUUAUUUUUUGUAAACUGUGUUGUUACAUUUUUUUAAAUAGACUUUUAAGAAUGAA
This is a messenger RNA of Oncorhynchus masou masou (cherry salmon), 5269 nucleotides long. RefSeq names its product B-cell receptor CD22-like. The transcript has 13 exons. The record is from RefSeq and is a predicted model, not a curated record. The coding region runs from base 79 to 2496 and encodes 805 amino acids. NCBI's taxonomy places the organism in Eukaryota, Metazoa, Chordata, Actinopteri, Salmoniformes, Salmonidae.